Molecule: messenger RNA, 438 nt
Organism: Yarrowia lipolytica CLIB122
Lineage: Eukaryota; Fungi; Ascomycota; Dipodascomycetes; Dipodascales
Biological process (GO): protein N-linked glycosylation
Cellular component (GO): membrane; oligosaccharyltransferase complex
Source: RefSeq, a predicted model, not a curated record
AUGGCACCGAAAAAGAGCGUAAAGAAGAACGUGGAUGCCACCCUGGAGAAGAAGGAUGCGCCCCCGGUCGCUGUUCCUGUUCACGUGACCAAAUCCGCCGACAACGAUAACACAAACGUCUUUACCAAGGUGCUCAACAACUACACCAAGCAGAGCACCCCCAAGCUCAAGCUGAUUGACUCGUUUCUAGCCUUUCUGGUGGUUCUCGGGGUCUUUCAGUUUGUCUUCUGUUUGCUCGUCGGAAAUUUCCCCUUCAAUGCCUUUCUUGGUGGCUUUGCCAGCACUGUGGGCCAGUUUGUACUCACUGCCGCUCUGCGAAUCCAGACCGCAAAACAGAACGCCAAGGAGUUUCCUGGCGUCAGCAGCGAGCGAUCAUUCGCCGACUUUCUGCUCGGCUCUCUGGUGCUGCAUUUCUGUGUCUACCACUUCAUCAACUAG